UGUGGGCUUUCCUUGAAGUUGCUUCACUCACCGGAUAUAUAAAAUCCAUCAAGUUCUCGAAUUUGAUUGAUUUAUACCAAUUUAGAAUCAACCCAAUUGUCUUUUUAAAGAACCCAACUCUUCUUUUUCUCAAAUGCUUUGGGAUUGACUAGAAAUAAUAUAUAUAAAAAAGUAGCAAUUGUGAAUGGAAGAGAGCAACGCAAGGAGCAAGUUCAAGAGGAUUUGUGUGUUCUGUGGAAGCAACUCUGGCCGCAGAAAAGUAUUCAGUGAUGCUGCUCUUGAGUUGGGCAAUGAACUGGUCAAGAGGAAGAUAGAUUUGGUGUAUGGUGGGGGAAGUGUCGGGUUGAUGGGUUUAAUAUCCCAGACAGUGUACGAUGGAGGUUGCCAUGUUCUUGGGGUCAUUCCAAAAGCUCUCAUGCCUCUUGAGAUAUCUGGUCCAACUGUUGGAGAAGUAAGAACAGUUACAGACAUGCAUGAGCGUAAGGCUUCUAUGGCUCAAGAAGCUGAUGCCUUUAUUGCUCUUCCUGGAGGAUAUGGAACUAUGGAAGAGCUGUUGGAGAUAAUCACAUGGGCCCAACUUGGGAUUCAUAUGAAGCCGGUUGGUUUGCUUAAUGUUGAUGGGUACUAUAAUUCCUUGCUGGCACUAUUUGACAAUGGUGUUGAAGAAGGUUUCAUCAAGCCAUGUGCUCGGCAUAUAGUUGUCUCUGCUCCAACAGCCAAAGAACUUGUGGUGAAGAUGGAGCAAUACACUCCUUCCCAUGAACAUGUUGCUUCUCAUGAAAGCUGGCAAAUGGAGCAACUUGAUAACUCUCAAGCCAAGAAAACGCAAGAUCGUUUCAUGGCAUACUUUGGUUUGAGGUCGAUCGAAACGCUAUUCCAUGGUCGCAUUUAGUUGUUACCACUAGUUCAAGGGGUACUCAGAAAUGGAAAGAUUUUAUUUACAGUUUUAAUAGUACAUAAUUUUCUGGUGUAGUGCCAGGGGAGAUGGUCCUACAAUACAGAGGCUUCAUUGGAUUAGGUAGAUGACUGUAUACAACUUUAUAUGUUGGGGAAGCUGUUGUGCUUAGGCAUUCCAGAACUUUUAUUCUGAAGCUUGCACAUUGUACCAUCAGGAGCGAUGUGCCCAAGAAUGCUUCAGAGAAGAUGCAUCAUGUUCCAUUUGGGGAAUUUUUUUUAAAAACAAAACUGCUUGUGAAAUUAGCAUGGAGGUUGAAAUAUAUGUGAUCAACUAAGUU
Prunus persica (peach) is the source of this 1235-nucleotide messenger RNA. Its product is annotated as cytokinin riboside 5'-monophosphate phosphoribohydrolase LOG8. The transcript has 9 exons. Gene Ontology annotation, molecular function: hydrolase activity, hydrolyzing N-glycosyl compounds. Gene Ontology annotation, cellular component: cytosol; nucleus. Lineage: Eukaryota; Viridiplantae; Streptophyta; Magnoliopsida; Rosales; Rosaceae. Bases 185 to 892 code for a protein of 235 amino acids. The record is from RefSeq and is a predicted model, not a curated record. Gene Ontology annotation, biological process: cytokinin biosynthetic process.